This is a messenger RNA of Ricinus communis (castor bean), 1612 nucleotides long. RefSeq names its product lysosomal Pro-X carboxypeptidase. The record is from RefSeq and is a predicted model, not a curated record. NCBI's taxonomy places the organism in Eukaryota, Viridiplantae, Streptophyta, Magnoliopsida, Malpighiales, Euphorbiaceae. The coding region runs from base 1 to 1476 and encodes 491 amino acids. Gene Ontology annotation, molecular function: dipeptidyl-peptidase activity; serine-type exopeptidase activity. Gene Ontology annotation, biological process: proteolysis. The transcript is spliced from 9 exons.
AUGGCAUCACCAUCGUUUCAACUGUGCUUUGUGUUGCUAUUGCUUGCAGCAGUAUGUGCAUCUGCAGUGCAUCCUAGAGAAUUAACCAGACUUACCAGAUUUGGUGGGGUAAAAAGAUUUGCUGCAAGCGAAUUCUCUUAUCAACUCCCACCAGAAUAUGAAAUACAUUAUUACACCCAGACACUCGAUCAUUUCAACUACAAUCCGGAGAGUUAUGCUACGUUUCAGCAGCGAUAUAUAUUGAAUUUUAAGUACUGGGGUGGGGCUAAUACCAGCUCCCCUAUCUUUGUUUAUACUGGCGAAGAGGUAGAUGUAACCUAUGAUGUUGAUACCAUUCUGCAUCUUGCUGCUCGCUUUAAAGCUUUGCUAUUGUAUAUAGAGCAUCGUUACUAUGGAGAAUCAAUGCCUUUUGGAUCAGAAGAUCAAGCAUUCCAGAAUUCAAGUACUCUUGGUUACUUGAGCUCAGAACAAGCUUUAGCAGAUUAUGCACAAGUAGUAACAGAUGUUAAGAAGAAAUUAUCAGCAGAAAAUUGCCCAGCAAUUGCAGUUGGAGCAUCUUAUGGUGGAAUGCUCGCGGCCUGGUUUCGUCUAAAAUAUCCUCACAUUGUCAUUGGUUCUUUGGCAUCAUCCUCCCCCAUACUCUACUUCGAUGAUAUCACACCACAAAAUGGAUAUCACGUUGUUGUCACUAAGGAUUAUAGAGAUACUAGUGAGAGUUGUUACAACACAAUAAAACAGUCCUGGUCUGAGAUUGACAGGGUUGCUGCCCAACCAAAUGGGCUAUUGACACUCAGCAAUAUGUUCAAUACUUGCAGCCCUCUGAACUCGUCCACAGAGCUCAGGGAAUACCUGGAAAUCUUGUAUGUUAGCGCAGCUCAGUACGAUAAUCCUCCAUAUAAUCCAGUCCAGAACACUUGCCGUGGCAUUGAUGGAGCACCGCCAGGAACCGAUAUUCUUGGCAGAAUCGUAGCAGGUCUCAAAAGUAGAAUUCCUAGCUGGUCUUCAUGUUAUGAUGUACCUACAUGGGACCUAAGCAACAAGAGUGCUUGGGAUUGGCAGACAUGCACUGAGAUGGUGUUUCCAAUUGGAUAUGGUUACAAUGAGACAAUGUUCCAACCAUCCCCUUUUGAUAUAAACAACUAUACGGAAGCGUGUGUUCAGGUUUUUGGUAUUAAGCCAAGACCUCAAUGGGCGACAACAGAAUUUGGUGGUCACGAUAUAAAAACUGUAUUAGGAAAUUUUGCAAGCAACAUCAUUUUCGCCAACGGACUACGCGAUCCAUGGAGUGCAGGAGGAGUUCUAGAAGACAUAUCAGACACUGUCGUUGCCGUCUAUACAGAAUAUGGUGCCCACUGCUUGGACUUGUAUCCCCCUACUCCAAAUGAUCCUGACUGGCUGGUCGAACAGCGAGAUAAAGAGAUCAAAAUCAUCGCAGCUUGGAUUGCAGAGUACUAUGCCAAGCUUUCCACCAAGUAGAAUUGGAUAAAACCAUUCGUAUUUAUACCUCGCUGACAAGGAUCUAAAUUGUACUGAAUAGUACAAUGAAAUUUUAUUUUUGCUUUGUUUGAUAUGAGCAGAAAGUUAAAUAUGAAAGUUAGUCCUAUUGAAUCUU